Messenger RNA from Dreissena polymorpha, 1017 nucleotides. RefSeq lists its product as uncharacterized. The transcript is spliced from 2 exons. Bases 1 to 1017 code for a protein of 338 amino acids. Lineage: Eukaryota; Metazoa; Mollusca; Bivalvia; Myida; Dreissenidae. The record is from RefSeq and is a predicted model, not a curated record.
AUGCUUAGUAUUGGUGUGGAUGAAGACAGUCCCGGUCAGUGGGAGGCUCUGAGUGGUCUGAAUAUCAAGAGUCUGAGUCUGAGUGAGUCGAUGUCGCAGUCUCUAUCAUCGCUCACACGUUUGGAAAGGCUUAGUAUUAUAGAAAAUGAUGACAGUCAUGUUCUGUGGGAGGUUCUCCGUGUAUCAUCGCUCACACGUUUGGAAAGGCUUAGUAUUAUAGAAGAUGAUGAGAGUCAUGUUCUGUGGGAGGUUCUCCGUGUAUCAUCGCUCACACGUUUGGAAAGGCUUAGUAUUAUAGAAGAUGAUGAGAGUCAUGUUCUGUGGGAGGUUCUCCGUGGUCUGAAUAUCAAGAGUCUGAAUCUGAGUGGUAGGUGGAGUCUAGAUUUGACUAUGCAUCAUGUUGAGUCGUUAUCGCAGUCUCUAUCAUCGCUCACACAGUUGGAAACACUAAGUAUUCAAGUGAAUAAAGAAAGUCCCGGUCUGUGGAAGGCUCUGAGUGGUCUGAGUAUCAAGACUCUGAAUCUGCGUUAUGCUUUGAGAAGUUUGAGAGUGAAACAUGUAGAGUCGAUCUCGCAGUCUCUAUCAUCGCUCAUACGUAUGGAAACGCUUAGUAUUGAAGUAUAUGAUGACAGUCAUGUUCUGUGGGAGGCUCUCCGUGGUCUGAAUAUCAAGAGUCUGAAGCAGAGUGGUUGGUGUAGUGGAGGUUUGAUAGUGAAUCAUGUUGUGUCGUUAUCGCAGUCUCUAUCAUCGCUCACACAACUGGAAAAACUUAGUAUAUGUGUUUCAGAAGAGAUGCCCGGUCUGUGGGGGGCUCUCCGUAGUCUCAAUAUCAAUAAACUGAGUCUGAGUGGAUGUUUGAGAGUGAAUAAUGUUGAGUUGUUGUCGAAUUCUCUAUCAUCGCUCACACAGCUUAAAACACUAAGUAUUAUUGUUGAAAAAGACAGUCCCGGUCUUUGGGAAGCCCUCAGGUGUCUGAAUAUCAAGAAUCUUGGUGUGGAAUGGUUUGCGAGUGAAUAA